This is a messenger RNA of Dipodomys ordii (Ord's kangaroo rat), 3164 nucleotides long. It is a transcript of the gene Safb2, whose product is annotated as scaffold attachment factor B2. Gene Ontology annotation, biological process: regulation of androgen receptor signaling pathway; regulation of transcription by RNA polymerase II; regulation of mRNA processing. Gene Ontology annotation, molecular function: sequence-specific DNA binding; RNA binding. Gene Ontology annotation, cellular component: nucleus. The record is from RefSeq and is a predicted model, not a curated record. The transcript is spliced from 21 exons. Bases 91 to 3000 code for a protein of 969 amino acids. NCBI's taxonomy places the organism in Eukaryota, Metazoa, Chordata, Mammalia, Rodentia, Heteromyidae.
UCCUCUUAGGCGGCGCCAUUUUGUGCUCAGAAGAGCUCCAGCCGCAGGCGGUGUGGGGCCGAGUGGGUGAGCGGAGACGGAAAAGCCAGGAUGGCGGAGACGCUGGCGGGGUCGGGCGACUCGAGUUCGGGUCCGGCCCUUCUGGGGUCGGGCGGCCUGGAGGCCGGGACGCGGCGGCUCAGCGACCUGCGGGUGAUUGACCUGCGGGCGGAGCUAAAGAAGCGGAACCUGGACACGGGCGGCAACAAGAGCGUCCUGAUGGAGCGGCUCAAGAGGGUGAGGCGUCGGCGCGCGGGGGGCGCGCCCGUCGCCGGGACCCCUCCCCGCACCCGGGGACCCGCUGUGUCUCAGCAGGCCCGCUUCCCAGGGGGUCCGGGACAGAAGGUGGGAGAGGAAGGCACCGAAGACAACGGCCUGGAAGAAGACUCUAGAGAUGGGCAGGAGGGCGGUGAAGCGAGCCUGGGGGCCUUGCAGCCCACGGACUUGGUGGACGUGAGCAUGUUGGCCAGGCCCAAGGCCGAGCACACCAGGGCUCCCGACGUCGGGGACAGCGGCGGCAGCACCUUCGACUCCUUCUGUGACAGUAAAGAGUACGUGGCUGCGCAGCUGGGACGGCUUCCAGCGCAGCUCCCGGGACACGCUGUGGACGGGCAGGGUUUUGAGAAUACCUCGGAUGCUUCGCUGCUGCACCUCACCAUAACUCCAGAUGCUGAGGAGCCGCCCCUGGAGCCAGAAAAUGAGAAAAUACUCGACAUUUUGGGGGAAACUUGUAAAUCUGAGCCAGUAAAAGAAGAAGGUUCCGAGCUGGAGCAGCCAUUUGCACAGGAUACAAGUAGCGUGGGGCCAGACAGAAAGCUGGCGGAGGAAGAGGACCUUUUUGGCAGCGCCCAUCCGGAAGAGGAGGAGGAGGAGGAAGAGCUUGAGGAGGAGGAGGAGGAGGAGGAGGGAGAUUUAGCAGUGGCCCACGAGUCACCGCGCGCUCAGUGGAGCGAGGCAGACACCCUGUUAGCGGUAGUGAAAAGGGAGCCCGUGGAGCAGACAGGAGGCGAAGGCGCGAGGACGGACUGUGAGCCUGUAGGGCAGGAGAAGCCAGUUGAGCAGAGUAGCGCAGCCCCCGAGCUGGCGGAGGCCUGUAGCCAGGAACUGGCAGAAGCGCCCACGGAAGCCCCGAGCCCCGAGCCCAGAGAUAGCAAAGAAGACGUGAAGAAGUUUGAGUUUGAAGCUUGUAAUGAAGUCCCUCCGGCUCCUAAAGAGUCCUCAACCAGUGAGGGCGCUGAUCAGAAAAUGAGCUUUUUUAAGGAAGAAAAAGAUAUAAAGCCAAUCAUUAAGGAGGAGAAAGGCCGCAUGAGCAGCAGUUCUGGACGCAACCUGUGGGUCAGUGGGCUGUCCUCUUCCACACGUGCCACAGACCUAAAGAACCUUUUCAGCAAAUAUGGGAAGGUCGUCGGGGCCAAGGUGGUGACCAACGCCCGCAGUCCUGGGGCGCGGUGCUAUGGGUUUGUCACCAUGGCGACUUCUGAUGAAGCAACCAGGUGUAUUGGCCAUCUGCACCGGACCGAGCUGCAUGGGAGAAUGAUCUCCGUGGAGAAGGCCAAAAACGAAGCUGCAGGCAAGAAGCUGUCAGAGCGGAAGGAGUGUGAGGUGAAGAAGGAGCGGCUCCCCAGUGCUGAUCGGCACCACCCCGUGGAGAUCAAAGUGGAGAAAAUUGUCAUCAAGAAGGAAGACAAAGUUGAGAAAAAGGAGGAAAAAAAGCCUGAAGACAUUAAAAAGGAAGAGAACGAGCAAGAUGAGCUGAAGCCAGGCCCUCCCAGUCCACCUCGAGUCGCCAAGUCAGGAAGCCGAGUUGCAGAGCGCACUGUGAUGAUGGACAGGUCAAGAGGCGAGCCCAUCAUUAGCGUGAAGACUGCAAGCAGGUCCAAAGAGAGAAGCUCCAAGAGUCAGGAUCGUAAGUCAGAAAGCAAAGAGAAGAGAGACAUCCUCUCCUUCGACAAGAUCAAGGAGCAGCGGGAGCGAGAGCGCCAGAGACAGCGGGAGCGGGAGAUCCGGGAGACGGAGCGGCGGCGGGAGCGGGAGCAGCGGGAGCGGGAGCAGCGGCUGGAGGCCAUCCAGGAGCGCAAGGAGAAGGCGCGGCUGCAGCGGGAGCGGCUGCAGCUCGAGUGCCAGCGGCAGCGCCUGGAGCGCGAACGCAUGGAGCGCGAGCGGCUGGAGCGGGAGCGCAUGCGUGUGGAGCGCGAGCGCCGCAAAGAGCAGGAGCGCAUCCACCGCGAGCGGGAGGAGCUGCGGAGGCAGCAGGAGCAGUUACGGGUUGAGCAGGAGCGGCGCGCGCUGCGGCGGCCCUACGACCUGGAAGCCCGGAGAGAUGACGCCUACUGGCCUGAAGGCAAGCGCGCGGCCAUGGAGGACAGGUACCGCCCAGGCUUCCCCCGGCCCGACCACCGCUUCCACGACUUUGACCACUGUGACCGCGGCCAGUACCAGGACCACGCUGCAGACAGGAGGGACACGUCAAGGCCGGUGAUGGGAGAGCGGGACGGGCAGCACUACUCAGAUGACCGCCAUGUCCACGGAGGACCAGAGCGCCAUGGCCGAGACUCCCGCCACACCUGGGGAGGCUAUGGUUCUGACAAGAGGAUGAGUGAAGGCCGGGGGCCACCCCCACCCCCGAGGGGCGCGCGGGAGUGGGCUGAGCACAACCCUCGGCUGGAGGAGCCGCAGGUGCGCGCGUGGCAGGGCCCGGUGGACACGGGCACGGCGGCCCGGGAACACACGCGGUGGCCAGGCGCGGAGCGGGGGCUGGUGGGGCCCUCGGGGCCGGGACACAUGGUGGCAAGUCGGGGCGGCGUGGCCGGGCGCGGUGGCUUCGUGCACGGCGGACACCCACAGGGCCACGUGGUUCCCGGGGCUGGCCUGGAAGGUGGUGGCGUGGCCGGCCAGGACCGGGGCGGCCGAAUCCCACCCCCCCAUCCCCACCCGUACCCCCACUUCACCCGCCGUUACUAACCCUGCAGCACAUGCCUGGGGAGGCCGGGCGCUGCUCUGGGCGGUGCAGCCUUGACCUGGGGCGUCUUUUAAAUAAGCCAAUCCUGCCGUGUGUAGCGCAACACAAUGUGAACUUACUGUUCUGUUUAUUUUUAAUAAACGUGUUCUUGUUCUGCUGUUUUUAA